UGUUUAACUUAUUGAGGAACUGUCAAACUUACUGAGGAAAUGUCAAAUGGCUGCACCAUUUUACAUUUCCUACCAGCAGUAUACUAGGGUUUCAGUUUUUCCACAUCUUUGCUAUUACUCGUUAUUUUAAUUUUAUUUUUUUGAGCUUAUUUUUCAUUUAUCGAAAACAUUUAAUGUAUAAAUGUAUAGAAAGCCAGUGAAAAUAGCUUGAGAUGUCACCAUGGUACAUAUGAGAGAUGAGAUGGGUAUAUUAAGGAGCUCAUUGAAAUUUUUACUGUAAAACAGUGGCAGGUGGUUUCACCACUAGGUGGGAAUCUUAGGGGAACAUUUCAUUCCUGAACCUCUAAUAGUCCUGGUGUGGGUCCAGUGGAGGCAGGAGGUGGCAGUGGAGACACGCACUGGGGCUCCUGGGAGAUGCCAUUUUCUGUGGCACCAUCUGAGGUUGAUGUUCUCUGCAGUAUCUCCCUCUUCUGUAUUUGGCCAGAUGAUUCUGAUUCUCUGUCCUUCUCUGUCAUUGGAGCCAAAUGGGCACUGACCUCAUCUCCAAGACCAUUACAGAACUCUUUGUACACCAAGGAAGAGUCUGAUUCUGAGCUGCAGGAGAAGCUGUUACUGUCAGACUGUUAUUUCACCCUCAUGGGAUCUGUCCAAAUCACUCAGGGAAGCAGUUUUGUUGACCUGUUUCUUCAUAGGUCUUUUCUUCUGUAUGUUUCUGGCUUUUCCUUUCUUCUUUUUAAAGCUCUUCAGUGUCCACUCAUCAUCACUGCUGAACAUCUCAGAGUCAGAGGAGGACACAGGCUGACACACAGGCUGUUUCUGAUGCUUGGAAGCUAUCUUUUCAUCCACAAAGAUGGUAAUAAAUCUUUGCCUCCCACAGUUCAGACCAAGAAUUCACUGCAACAAGAUAUCAGCUGAUGGUUAUGAAGUAGAAAAUCUCAUCUCUCAAGACCUCACAAAGAGAAGUCAUGGUUUUAGGACAGAGUAUUUCAUUAAGCCACCAGUCUAUGUGACAGUUUCCUUUCCCUUUAAUGUGGAAAUCUGUAGGAUUAACCUAGACCUCACAGCUGGGGGAGGCCAGAACGCCACUGGCCUAGAAAUGUACACAUCUGCCUCAUGCAGCAGAGCAUCUUGGAGCACGCCCGAGUGCCGAACCCCAGGCCCAGCCGAGCCAUCUGUCCCAGACAAAGAGUCAUUCACCUUGGUAGGCAAAGUCUUACUGAAAAACCAGAGCCAAGUGGUGUUCAAUCACAGGGGCUUCAAGGCCAGACCGCCUUUUGGCCCAAUGGAAGUCACACUUCCCUCCCCUGCUGUUGUGACUCAGGAGCUUUGGAAUAAAGGGGCUCUUUCCCUUAGCCAUGUGGCCCACCUCAAGAUUUGCAUCACACACGUGACAGGCAGCGGUAUUCCUUGCAUCAAGCGGUUGGAAGUAUGGGGUCAGCCAGCCAAGACCUGCUCUCAGGAGGUGAUAGACAGCGUUCUACUGGUUGCCUCAGAGAGCCUGCCCCAGGUCUUGGCUCUGCAGGCCCCGGCCUUGCCCAUGGAAAGUGACUGUGACCCCGGGGACCAGUCUGAGGUUCAGCAGGCCCCCACCAGCCUGCAGGAGCUGGCUGAGGUAAUUGAGGAUGUGCCUGAGGAGUUCCUGGAUCCCAUCACCCUGGAGAUCAUGCCAUGUCCCAUGCUGCUGCCCUCAGGCAAGGUCAUCGACCAGAGCACGCUGGAGAAGUGCAACCGCAGUGAAGCUGCAUGGGGCCGAGUGCCCAGCGACCCUUUCACGGGGGUUGCCUUUACUGCACACUCCCAACCCCUGCCUCACCCCUCCCUGAAAGCUCGGAUCGACCACUUCCUGCUCCAGCACACUGUCCCUGGCUGCCACUUGCUUGGGAGAGCACAGACUGCACUGGCAGUGACUCCUUCUUCCAUUGUUCUGCCCUCUCGGAAAAGGAAGAUGGAACAGACCGAACGAGGCCUGGACAGGAGCCUUGGUAUAAAUGCUUCCUGUUUUUCUACCACAAGCCCUCUGGUCUUGCCCACUACCUCAGAGCACACUGCUAAGAAAAUGAAAGCCACCAGUGAGCUUAGCCUGACAUACAUGGACUGCUCAACAGAUCCAGUGUCCCAUGAACAGAAGCUGUCACAAAGCUUGGAAAUUGCCUUGACGUCCACCCUUGGCUCCAUGCCCUCCUUUACAGCUCGGCUGACCAGGGGACAGCUCCAGCACCUUGGCACAAGAGGGAGCAGCACUUCCUGGAGGCCCGGCGCUGGCUCGGAGCAGCCUGGGAGCGUCCCGGGCCCCGAGUGUGCCUCCUGCAAAAGAGCGUUCUCCUCCUACUUCAAAAAGGAACCCGUGUACCAGCUUCCCUGUGGCCACCUCCUGUGCCGGCCCUGCCUGGGUGAGAAGCAGCGCUCCCUGCCCAUGACAUGCACGGCCUGCCAGCAGCCGGUCGCCAGCCAGGACGUGCUACGGGUCCACUUCUAAGUGAGCAGCCCCGACUGGACAAGACCCAGGGCCGGGAAGAGCAGAGGGGGAGCAAGAGCCAGGUCACAGCUCCCGAGGUCUGGCCAGGUCCCAGGCACAGAGCUGCCUUUUCUUUGCCAGGGGAUUCCCUUGGUCACCUCACAGUGCAGCACA
Microcebus murinus (gray mouse lemur) is the source of this 2629-nucleotide messenger RNA. Lineage: Eukaryota; Metazoa; Chordata; Mammalia; Primates; Cheirogaleidae. The record is from RefSeq and is a predicted model, not a curated record.